AUGCAGCAAGUGAUUGUCUACUCAAGCAACGAAGCUCUUGUUUACGGAAGGAAGAAAUUAAUUUUUGUAACCUUCACUCCCACCGUCUCGACUGCACAGCACUGGGGAAUCCCGCUCAGUCGUCGCUUUCGUGCCUUGAAGUUGUGGUUUGUGCUGCGCAUUUACGGAGCCAACGGUAUUCGGGAGUACAUUCGCCGGCACGUCAAACUGGCCCAACAAUUCACCGAAUACAUACAGUCCGAUGAUCGAUUUGAAUUGAUUGGAAAACCCAUAAUGGGAUUGGUUUGUUUUCGCUUGAAGGGUUCCAACACACUGAACCAGUAUUUGACACGUGCUUUAAACGAGAGCCUUGAACUGCAUGUCGUUCCGGCCGUGGUUAAGGAUGUCUAUUUCAUUCGCUUCUGUGUGUGUCGGGAAGCGUGUGCUCCGGCUGACAUUACCCACGCUUGGGAGGUGAUCUCGCUCAUAUCUGGUGAAAUCCUCCGGGCCCAGGAUGCGCUGGAUCAGUGGCGACAUUACGUUCUGGGUAAGACUGGUACGGACCCAGCUAAGGCCGGAUUGGACGAACUGAACACUGGAAGUAGUGUGAGUGAUGAAGAGGACGAUCAGUACUGGGAACGCGCGUUACACCAUGGUCAGGCGAGUGAAGACCUAAUGAGGCUGGUGAAGAAACGUUUGUACGAGUUACAGGAACUCGGAGCAACCGAUGCGUACAAUUUACUGUUAAGUUACUUGCAAAACUCCGGAUGGUGUCUGGACGAACUGGUGCCCGAUGAUUUGAUCAUAAAGGCCGAUGCUUCAGCUCCCGUCGUCGAUGUAGAGGCCUCUGUCCGAAAUGUGCAGCUGAAUGAUGAGGAAAAUGAGGCUCGGUUAAGUGACAUGGAAGAUUCCGGGAAAUACAGUCUUCAUAAUGGUUACGAUCAUUCACCCGAGCGUCAAAACAUGGUAAAAGAAGGUAACAGUCUUCAAGAAGAAAAUGAAAAAUCAUUAACGAAGAAACGUGGUGAGGACGAGACAAACCAGUGCAGUUCAAGCAAUGCUAGCCCCGGGAUUCGAAUACGUGGUAGAGUCCCAAUACAGAAUUCCCUUAAGGGAUUCGUACAUUAUUCUCAUCUAAUCGAACCGGAAGACGAAUUCUUCUUGCCUUCAGACUUGUCGAUUCACGAGGACACAUGCCCUCGCUCGCUGCUAACAGACGAGCAAACUUCCAGUCCGAUUGUGGAAAGAAAUCGAGCUUUUCCGUGUUAUGCCGCGUCUAACAAAGCGGACCAGAUAGUGCAACGUGAUCACGUGACCCACAGACGGCUAAGUUGUCAAAAUAAUGCUUCUAGUGAAAAAAACAUACCCAAUGAAAUACGUCCACAUUUCGAGAUGUAUCAAGCCCGAGAACUAAACAGCACGGCGCCUUUAUCCCAGACUAAUUCAUCCAUAGGGAACCGUGCCAACAGUAGUACAUUGUCAAAAUCGUUCGAUCACAGCACCACAAUCGGAUCAUUCAUGCGUCGACCGAUUUUUCCCUCGCAUCCCGGACCCAAUCGUGAAGCGUAUGUAUGCGAACGGGACUUAGCUGUGGGAAGUGUGCACGACCGCACCUUGGAAAAAGUACAACGUAGUGUUUUGCGAAAAAUGAUUUCCGAGCCGACAUCAAACUCGAGUCGAUUUGCCGCUUUCGAAGAGUCGAAACGAAACCGGGAGUUGCGGCCGCAUAUUCGUUGUUUUCUCGAUGAGAUUCUCACUCCAGCUCAGUUGGUCUUGAACAAAUCCAUCAGUUCCAAACCAGAUAUACGACAAUCAGUUGUGAAGAGUGAGAGCAUCAUUGAAAAGGAUGGUGACGCGGUCUCUACCAAUCCGGGCAAUGUGAAGCCCAAACGUGACGGUCGAGAAAGCAUCUCUAGCACUUUGGAAUCGAAAUGUGAUCCGAUUGUUUCGGCUCAGUCCCCUGGUUUGUCUGCCGAAGAUACAGACGACCAAAAGCUAUUGCAGUAA
Echinostoma caproni is the source of this 1986-nucleotide messenger RNA. The record is from the annotation of a GenBank genome assembly. NCBI's taxonomy places the organism in Eukaryota, Metazoa, Platyhelminthes, Trematoda, Plagiorchiida, Echinostomatidae.